Molecule: messenger RNA, 771 nt
Organism: Grosmannia clavigera kw1407
Lineage: Eukaryota; Fungi; Ascomycota; Sordariomycetes; Ophiostomatales; Ophiostomataceae
Product: dienelactone hydrolase family protein
Exons: 5
Coding region: 1-771 (256 amino acids)
Molecular function (GO): hydrolase activity
Source: RefSeq, a predicted model, not a curated record
AUGUCGUCCAUUCCCUCGAUCCACGGCCACAGCGCGGCUUGCUGCAACAUCCCCCCCAUUGUGACGGAUGGAUACAAGGCCCAAGGAACAUACGAAACCAUCGGCGGCAAGAAGACCUAUACCGUUGGCCCCGAUGAUGCCACCAAGGCCAUCGUCUACAUCUUUGACAUCUUCGGCUUCAAGAACCAGUCCAUCCAGGGUGCCGAUAUCAUUUCCAGCAGCGAUCACCACAACAACUACAAGGUGUUCAUUCCGGACUGGUUCGACGGCGAGCCGUGCUCUCUCUCCAUCUUCCCCCCCGACACAAAGGAAAAGAAAGAGGCGCUCGGCGCUUUCCUGACGAAGAACGCCCCGCCCAAGAACGUCGAGCCUCUACUGGCCUUUGUCAAGGUGCUGAAGGAGAAGUACCCGACCAUCAAGUCGUACGGCGUGGUCGGCUUCUGUUGGGGUGGCAAGGUUGUCUCCCUCGUCACGUCCAGCGAUGAGAACCCGUUCGCCGUCGGCGCUGAGGUGCAUCCGGCCAUGGUCGACCCCUCGGAUGCGACCAAGAUCAAGGUGCCGCUGAUCAUGCUGGCUUCCAAAGACGAGAACGCCAAGGACGUGGCCGACUUCGAGAGCAAGCUGACCGGACCGCACCACGUCGAGACCUUUGCUGACCAGAUCCACGGCUGGAUGGCCGCCCGGGCCGAUCUGUCUAUCGAGCGCAACAAGGCCGAAUAUUCGCGUGGCUACAAGCUCCUGGUUGAAUUCUAUGGCAAACACCUGAACUAG